CAGGUGUGGCUCAGCUUGUCGGUCAUAAAUCGAGUGACGGUUUUUCCAUCUUUUUUCCCCGGAAAUUAGUGAUCGCUCGGCCCUGCUAGAAAAAAAAGAGAGAGAUGUCUCUACGCUGCGGGGGCGCGGUCCGCACCGUGGGCCCCCGGGUAUUUGGAAGAUAUUUAUGCAGUCCAGUCAGAGAAGUAAGUUCCUUGCCAGAUAAAAAAAAGAAAUUUUUGCAGAAUGGACCAGACCUUCAAGAUUUUGUAUCUGGUGAUCUAGCAGACAAGAGCACCUGGGACGAAUAUAAAGGAGACUUAAAACGCCAGAAAGGAGAAAGGUUAAGACUACCUCCAUGGCUAAAGACAGAGAUUCCCAUGGGGAAAAAUUACAAUAAACUGAAAAAUACGUUGCGGAAUUUAAAUCUUCAUACAGUGUGUGAGGAAGCUCGAUGUCCCAAUAUUGGAGAGUGUUGGGGGGGCGGAGAACAUGCCACUGCCACUGCCACAAUCAUGUUGAUGGGUGACACAUGUACAAGAGGUUGUAGAUUUUGUUCUGUUAAGACUGCAAGAAAUCCACCUCCACUGGAUGCCAAUGAGCCCUACAAUACUGCAAAGGCAAUUGCAGAGUGGGGUCUGGAUUAUGUAGUCCUGACGUCUGUGGAUCGAGAUGAUAUGCCUGAUGGAGGAGCUGAGCACUUUGCAAAGACUGUGUCUUACUUAAAGGAAAGGAAUCCGAAAAUCCUUGUGGAAUGUCUCACCCCUGAUUUCCGAGGAGAUCUUAAAGCAAUAGAAAAAGUUGCUCUGUCAGGAUUAGAUGUGUAUGCACAUAAUGUAGAAACAGUUCCAGAAUUACAAAGGAAGGUUCGUGAUCCCCGGGCCAAUUUUGACCAGUCUCUACGCAUACUGAAACAUGCCAAGGAAGUUCGACCUGAUGUUAUUUCUAAAACAUCUAUAAUGUUGGGUUUAGGUGAGAAUGACGAGCAAGUAUAUGCAAUGAUGAAAGUACUUCGUGAAGCAGAUGUGGACUGUUUGACCUUAGGACAAUAUAUGCAGCCAACAAAGCGCCACCUUAAGGUUGAAGAAUACAUUACUCCUGAAAAGUUCAAAUACUGGGAAAAAGUAGGAAAUGAACUUGGAUUUCAUUAUACUGCAAGUGGCCCUCUGGUGCGUUCUUCAUAUAAAGCAGGUGAAUUUUUCCUGAAAAGUCUGGUGGCUAAAAGAAAAACAAAAGCCCUCUAACACUUAACAAGACAUUCAAGAUCACAGGAAUUUUAAAACUUUGACUCCAGUUGGUAACAGAAGUGAUGGCAGAAUGCCUAAACUUCAGUGGAUAUAUCCCAGUCUUUUUGUUUUACGAAAGAUAUCAAUAAGCUGUGCAUAUUUAAUUAUAAUAAUUCAUUUGUCUUUUAGCAUAUCUUCUUUGUCCCAGUAAACAAUUGCUUGUUAUGAUGUAAUCAUAAAACAUCUUUGUAAGAGUUUACUGUUAAUAGUGUAGUUUAAACAAUACAUUAAAAACUUGUAGAAAAUCUUUUAAGCCUCUA
Messenger RNA from Lagenorhynchus albirostris (white-beaked dolphin), 1525 nucleotides. RefSeq names its product lipoic acid synthetase (gene LIAS). Gene Ontology annotation, cellular component: mitochondrion. The record is from RefSeq and is a predicted model, not a curated record. The transcript has 11 exons. Gene Ontology annotation, molecular function: lipoate synthase activity; 4 iron, 4 sulfur cluster binding. Gene Ontology annotation, biological process: lipoate biosynthetic process. Lineage: Eukaryota; Metazoa; Chordata; Mammalia; Artiodactyla; Delphinidae. The coding region runs from base 105 to 1223 and encodes 372 amino acids.